Cooperia oncophora is the source of this 684-nucleotide messenger RNA. Lineage: Eukaryota; Metazoa; Nematoda; Chromadorea; Rhabditida; Trichostrongylidae. The record is from the annotation of a GenBank genome assembly.
AUGCCGAGGAAGCCGACAAGAAGGGAAGAGUCGUUUACCGGGCCGCACACCCUUGCCCAAGUCAUGGUUUGGGCAGGGGUGUGUGCCUCGGGGAAGACGCCGUUGAUAUUCGUCGACCCCGGCGUCAAAAUCAACAAAGAUUACAGCCUGAACGAUUCUGGAAGAUGCUCUACUCCCGUGGGCGAAUUCCCACUUCAACGGCCGCCCCAAGAUUCGGCGCCCGCCCACAAGGCCAAGGUCGUCCAAGCGUGGUGCAAGAGCGAACUCCCCGACUUCAUCUCGGCAGAAGAAUGGCCGGCAUCGUCACCGGAUUUGAACCCACUGGACUAUAACUUGUGGUCCUACCUUGAGAGCAAGGCCUGCGCCACUCCCCACCCCAAUUUGGAUUCUCUGAAGGCAGCGCUCAUCCGAGAAUGGGACGAAAUCGACGACGCACUCCUGCGUCCGGUCAUCGACGCCUUUCCCAAGCGACUCCGCGCUGUCGUCCGUGCCAAAAAAGGUGGCCGAAUCGAGAAGGAGGAUGCUCGCGCUAAAGAUCAGGAGCAACAGAUGCGUGAAGCUGCCUGGAUGGAGCGACUCAUGGAUACAGACGCAAUGAGACUUAGCGGGACGGAAGACAGCUCUGCUACAUUUCAAAAAGGUAGACCCUGUAGAAGAUGUUUCGAGCGCUCUGCUAUCUUCUAA